This is a messenger RNA of Parnassius apollo (apollo), 411 nucleotides long. The record is from the annotation of a GenBank genome assembly. NCBI's taxonomy places the organism in Eukaryota, Metazoa, Arthropoda, Insecta, Lepidoptera, Papilionidae.
AUGGACACCGAACUACUCGAGAAAGCUGAAACUCUUUUGCUGAAAAGAAGCCAAGACAACAGUUUCAGAGAAGACAUCAAACGCCUUCAGCAAGGGAAGCAAUUAGAGGGCAGCAGUAAAUUGAAAAGGCUCGACGUAGUAUUAGAAGAGGGUCUCCUGCGACUAAAGGGAAGAAUCGACGCGAUACAGGCCAUGAAUGAUGAAAAUAUCGCUGACGCACUAAAUGAAUCUAAAUUCGACUAUUCGGGCGAUGAUUCAGAUUGUGAUUUGACCUUCAAACCUCCGGAACUCGACUGUCAUGUUGUUGCAAUUGGUGCUAAUGAUUCCGAUACGGACAUUACAGACUCGGAUGAUUCAGAUAAUGCUACUGAAUCAGAUUACCCUGCACCUUCACCUACGUUAUCAAAGUAG